AGGGGCGAAGAUAUUCAGCACAACCACUUCCUUCUGUGCUGCUGGAAAGCGUUCAGGCUCAGCUCAGGGUCACAACAUCCGCCCGUUCCACUGGGACUCAACUGGAGCAGUCGGAGGCGAGCAGAGCAGAGGGGGAGGCGCCGUGCUUCCUGCUGCGCACCUCGGAGCCAACAUGGCAAAAUGUGGAGCAUGCGGCCCAGGAUACGCGACUCCCCUGGACGCCAUGAAGGGUCCCCGGGAGGAGAUCGUCUACCUGCCCUGCAUCUACAGGAACACCGGCAUCCAGAAGCCGGACUACUUGGCCACCGUGGAUGUUGACCCCAAAUCCCCACACUACUGCCAGGUCAUCCAUCGCCUGCCCAUGCCCAACCUGAAAGACGAGCUCCAUCACUCGGGGUGGAACGCCUGCAGCAGCUGCUUUGGGGACACCACAAAGAGCCGCAAUCGCCUCAUCCUCCCGUGCCUGAUCUCAUCCCGCAUUUACGUGGUGGAUGUGGGCACGGACCCUCGAGCCCCCAGAAUCCACAAGACUGUGGAGCCUGUGGAGCUGUUCUGGAAGGGGAACGUGGCAAAUCCCCACACCUCCCACUGCCUGGGCAGCGGUGACAUCCUGAUCAGCUGCAUGGGAGAUACUUCUGGCAAUGGGAAAGGCGGCUUUGUUUUGCUGGAUGGAGAGACCUUUGAAGUGAAGGGAAACUGGGAGAAAGGGGGGAAGUGCCCCCCCUUUGGUUACGACUUCUGGUACCAACCGCGGCACAACGUCCUGAUGAGCACUGAGUGGGGGGCCCCCAAAGUCCUGGCGUAUGGGUUUAACCCGGUGGAUGUUGAGAAAGGGCAUUAUGGCCGCCACAUCAACGUGUGGGACUGGAGCUCCCACACCUUCCUUCAGGCAAUUGACUUAGGGAAGGACUCCAUCCCGCUGGAAAUUCGGUUCCUCCACAACCCCGAUGCUGCAGAAGGAUUUGUUGGAUGUGCUCUAAGUGGAACAGUGCAUCGCUUCUACAAGACAGAGAAAGGAGACUGGGCAGCAGAGAAAGUGAUUGAAGUACCCAGAAAGAAAGUGCAGGGAUGGCUUCUCCCCGAAAUGCCUGGUCUCAUCACUGACAUCCUCAUCUCACUGGACGACAGAUUCCUCUACUUCAGCAAUUGGCUGCACGGCGACAUCCGCCAGUACGACAUCUCCAACACGCGCCGGCCCAAACUGGUGGGGCAGGUGUUCCUGGGAGGCAGCAUUGUAAGAGGUGGGCCUGUGACCGUGCUGGAAGACAAGGAGCUGCAGUGCCAACCAGAGCCGUUUGUGAUUAAGGGGAAGAGGGUGCCGGGUGGACCGCAGAUGAUUCAGCUCAGUUUGGAUGGGAAGAGGCUGUACGUCUCCACCUCUCUCUACAGCGGAUGGGACAAACAGUUCUACCCAGAUCUUGUCAAGGAGGGCUCCGUUAUGCUGCAGGUCGAUGUGGACACUGAAAGAGGUGGAUUGAAAGUGAAUACAGACUUCCUGGUGGAUUUUGGGAAGGAGCCCGACGGGCCGGCGCUGGCUCACGAGAUUCGUUACCCCGGUGGUGACAGCACCUCGGACAUCUGGAUAUAAGAGUGUGAAUCAGUCCAGCGAACCACUUUCUGAACUUCGCCUUCCAUUGGGGUGAGCCACAGAAGCUCCGCUUUAUGCUCAUUGUCUGAGGCAGACGAGUAAACCUGAAACACAUCCUGCAUCUCUUUUAUUUCCUUGAUCUUUGCCUUCAUAAAGAGCUGUGCAAUCACUGCCUGCCUGCAGGCCAACCUCACAGCUUCUAAGGACUGAUUGCUGGGUGGUGGAGGAGCCGCUCCUGGGUGACUCCUGAAGUGAACAUUUCACAGAGUGCCCUUUCCCUGCAAAGCUUAAUUUGCCCGUUAAGUAAUCAGUGAUUUACAGCACAAAAUCACGCACUGCUAACCCAAAGCCUUGUGUUUCCGGAGCUGGAUUACCUUUUAACAUUUGUGCACCGAUUCUGUAUAUCAAAGCCAACAAUAAAAUCAUUCUUUGAAUCA
Messenger RNA from Tympanuchus pallidicinctus (lesser prairie-chicken), 2025 nucleotides. RefSeq names its product methanethiol oxidase-like. The record is from RefSeq and is a predicted model, not a curated record. NCBI's taxonomy places the organism in Eukaryota, Metazoa, Chordata, Aves, Galliformes, Phasianidae. Bases 173 to 1588 code for a protein of 471 amino acids. Gene Ontology annotation, molecular function: protein binding; selenium binding. The transcript is spliced from 14 exons.